This is a messenger RNA of Raphanus sativus (radish), 2666 nucleotides long. RefSeq names its product cell division control protein 48 homolog C. Gene Ontology annotation, molecular function: RNA binding; ATP hydrolysis activity; ATP binding. NCBI's taxonomy places the organism in Eukaryota, Viridiplantae, Streptophyta, Magnoliopsida, Brassicales, Brassicaceae. The transcript has 9 exons. Gene Ontology annotation, biological process: ribosome biogenesis. Bases 84 to 2522 code for a protein of 812 amino acids. Gene Ontology annotation, cellular component: nucleus. The record is from RefSeq and is a predicted model, not a curated record.
UUUUUGAGAGCUAUAAGCUUUUCCGCGCCUCCAAAUUAGACCUAGCUUUGGUAUUGAAGAAGAUUGAGACUGAAGCCAUAUCGAUGGUGAGGAGAGGUCGCGGCGGAGGAGGAGGAGGAGGAGGUAUGGGGGGAGGAAUAAAUCGGAGAUAUCUGAGUCAAGUAAUGGAUUCGUGCGGGAAAGAAUUAGCAACGGCGGAGGAAAUAGUGGAUGACCUUCGUUCCAGGUACGGUAAUUUCGCCAGGUUGACCCGUCAAGUGCUUCUCCUCAACGUCAGACAUGUCCUUACUUCCCGAUCCAACAACAAGCGUUCCAAAGACGAAGACGAAGAUGACAACAAUGGCGAUGAUUCUGAUGAUGGUGGUAAGACCAAGAAGAAACCAAGACGUGUUGAUGAGAAAGAGGACAAGUUGCUGCGAGCUGAGCAAUCCCAUCUCAAGAGGAGAAACAAGGAGCGUUCAGUGUCUUCUUCUUCUUCGGAAGACAGUGGCGAUAUCUCCACUUCCGAGGACGCCAUAUACAGCCAGAAGUUGAGCCCAAGGUUCGAUUUGAUCAAUGACAGCCUACGAGAUAACUACGCUAAGAUGAAUAGCCCCAGCCCCAGCCCCGCCCCCAAGAAACCCAUUAAUGUCGAACUUGAGACUGUUACCAACGACAAAGCAAGAAACAAGAUGAUGACUACAAUGGGUGGCCGCCUCAAAAAGGAACCUCCUAGACUCUCUCGUCCCUUAACUCCUAAUGCCUCCGAGGUGCUUAAAGGAGGAGGAGGACCUACUUUUAAAGACUUUGGUGGGAUUAAACAAGUGUUGGAUGAUUUGGAGAAUUAUAUCCUCUUCCCUCUUCUCAAUCCUCCUCCCUUUAACACUGUGGGAGUCAAGCCUCCUCCCGGUAUUCUCUUCCAUGGUCCCCCUGGCUGUGGUAAGACUCAGCUCGCCAAUGCCGUUGCCAAUGAAGUUGGUGUUCCCUUUUAUCAGAUUUCUGCCACUGAAGUCGUUUCUGGUGUCUCUGGUGCUUCUGAAGAGAAUAUUAGAGAGCUCUUCUCUAAAGCCUAUAGGACUGCGCCUUCCAUUGUCUUUAUCGAUGAGAUUGAUGCCAUUGGAUCCAAGAGAGAGAACCAGCAAAGGGAGAUGGAGAAGCGGAUAGUUACUCAAUUAUUGACUUGUAUGGAUGGCCCUCGUAAUAAAAAUGAAGCUCAUUCUAGUUCUGGAUAUGUUCUCGUCAUUGGAGCUACUAAUAGGCCUGAGGCUCUUGAUCCUGCUCUCAGGAGAAGUGGCCGAUUUGAGCGUGAGAUUGCUCUAACCGUUCCUGAUGAAGAUGCCAGGGCUGAGAUACUCUCUGUUGUUGUCCAAAGACUUAGACUUGAAGGUUCCUUUGACAUGAAAAGAAUCGCUCGCUUGACUCCUGGUUUUGUUGGUGCUGAUUUGGAAGGUGUAGCUAACAUGGCUGGCAGUCUUGCCAUUAAGAGGAUCAAGGAUUCUAGAAAAUUGCAACUGUCUGGUGACAACGAGGAUGAUAAAUCUUGGCUGAGGCAGCCCUGGUCAGAAGAAGAUUUGGAUAAGCUCUUUGUCAGAAUGUCUGAUUUCGAGGAAGCAGUAAAGUUAGUAAAGGGAUCUUUAACACGAGAAGGUUUCUCUACUGUGCCUAAUGUAACAUGGGGUGAUGUUGGUGGACUUGACCAUCUACGGAGUGAACUCAACAAUUACAUAGUCAAGCCUAUCAAAAAUCCAGAGAUCUAUAAGGCUUUUGGGGCGACCUUAGAGACAGGUUUCUUGCUCUAUGGACCACCGGGUUGUGGCAAGACGUUGGUUGCAAAGGCAGUUGCAAACGAGGCAGGAGCUAAUUUCAUACAUAUCAAGGGUCCAGAACUUCUAAAUAAAUACGUUGGAGAAAGCGAGCUUGGUAUUAGGACCUUGUUUCAGCGCGCCAGGACAAGCUCGCCAUGUGUACUCUUCUUUGAUGAGGUGGAUGCUUUGACAAAAAGUCGUGGGAGAGAAGGUGGUUCGGUUGUUGAAAGUGUUUUGAACCAGUUUCUUACUGAACUGGACGGUGGAGAGAGACGCAAUGUAUAUGUAAUCGGAGCUACGAACAGGCCCGAUGUGAUGGAUUCUGCAUUCUUGAGACCGGGUAGGUUUGGGAAUCUAGUGUAUGUACCCCUCCCGAACGCGGAUGAGCGUGUCUCGAUCCUGAAAUCUAUCGCAAGGAAGAGACCCAUAGAUCCGAGUGUUGAUCUGGAUGCCAUUGCAAACAAGUGCGAAGGUUUCAGCGGAGCUGAUCUCGCCAACCUGAUGGACAAAGCGAUACACGUGGCAGUGAAGGAGAAAUUCGAGUCAAGUGAAGAUGAAGAAAUAGAUUUAAGUGAUUGCACCAUCAAGAUGACUCAUUUCGAGCAGGCCUUGUCCUUAGUCACACCAUCUGUGAGCAAACAGCAAAUAAAACACUACGAGGAACUACCAAAGAAGCUACAAAGAAGCAGCAACAAGAUGGAGCAAAUCAACGUAGGAUCAUCUUUUGCACUCGAGUAAUAAAGAAAAAGGACUUAUAUCUUAAUUUAUAAAAUGUUCCCAUUUUCGCGAGGGAUAUGAUGCCAUAUGUUUGUUUUUUUCUUUUUACAACAUGAGACACGUAAUGUUAAGAUGAUCAAGUUUUGUGUGGGGUUCCUCCAACAA